Cheilinus undulatus (humphead wrasse) is the source of this 12293-nucleotide messenger RNA. RefSeq names its product SMG1 nonsense mediated mRNA decay associated PI3K related kinase (gene smg1). The record is from RefSeq and is a predicted model, not a curated record. Gene Ontology annotation, biological process: nuclear-transcribed mRNA catabolic process, nonsense-mediated decay; phosphorylation. Lineage: Eukaryota; Metazoa; Chordata; Actinopteri; Labriformes; Labridae. Gene Ontology annotation, molecular function: protein serine/threonine kinase activity; protein binding. The coding region runs from base 132 to 11150 and encodes 3672 amino acids. Gene Ontology annotation, cellular component: nucleus. The transcript has 65 exons.
CUACCGUCAGUUAGCUGCACAAGGAGUUUACAGUUAGCCAAAUUGAAGGGCUUCAAAACGUAGAACGACCUAAAUAAAAGCUCAAGUGAUUGUCACCGCAGCCAGCGGGUCAUGCGGCUCUGUAAAAGGUGAUGAGCCGUAAAGCCCCGGGGUCUCGGCUCAGCGGCGCCCAUAAACUGCAGCCACACUGGAAUGACUGGCAGUCCAGAUUUGAGAGGGUGUCAUCCAGUGAGGAUAGAGUGAAGUCCAGAGAGCUUGGUUCCACAACAUUGUAUGACCUGUUGCCCUCCAACUGCCCAGACCAGUCAGUGGUGCCAAGCGAUGGCUAUUCUGCAGAUAAUGCACACCAAGAAGAGGGUGGAUUUGAAGCAGGUCAAGGUUUUGGUGAUAAUACGUUUGGCUGGAAGUCAACUGGGCAAGAGUUGAGGCCCAAUGACGUGACAACGGAUUUGACUCCUUUUCAGCAUGGAAACCGUGCUUUGACUUCAAAGGACAUGAAGAAAUUGCAGGACAGGGGAAUGGCUCACUCGGAGGAGUCUCGGCUAGCCAACCUCCUCCGCCGAGUUUCCAGGGAAGAUGAUCGUGACCGUAGGCUUGCCACCCUCAAACAGCUAAGAGAAUUUAUUAGCCACGGGGAGAGCAAAGCGACCCUGAUCAAACAGAUGGACAACAUCCUCAGCACCUUGAACGACAUUUUGAAUGAAAGCAGUAAGCUACUGUGGGAGUUACGUCAGGAUGCUGCAGCCUGCCUUGGUCUCCUCUGCACAGUGCUCAGCUACGAGGCUGAGCGAAUCUUCAAAUGGCUCUUUCUAAAGUUUACUACAAGCAACCGUGAUGAGGUGAAGCUGUUGUAUCUGGUGGCAACACAGCGUGCUUUGGAGGCUGCUGGGGAAAGGAAGGCCUUCUCUCAUAUCAUGCAGCUGGUGAUGAGCAACCUGCAGUCCAUCCUGGAAAAUGUGGACACCCCAGAGCUGCUGUGUCAAAGUGUAAAAUGUAUUAUUCAGGUAGCUCGCUGUUAUCCCCAUGUAUUCAGCACAAACUUCAGGGACACAGUUGAUAUCUUGGUGGGUUGGCACAUUGACCACACACAGAAACAGUCGGUCACUCAGCAAGUUUCAGGCUGGUUACAGAGUCUGGAACAGUUCUGGGUGGCAGAUCUAACCUUCUCCACCACCCUGCUGGGGCAGUUCUUGGAGGAUAUGGAGGCAUAUGCAGAGGAUCUGAACCAUGUUGUGUCUGGUGAAGUGCUGGAUGAUGACAUCCCCCCUCCCUCAGUGUCUCUGCCGAAGCUGGCAGCUCUGCUGAGGGUCUUCAGCACAGUGGUCCGCAGCAUCGGAGAGAGAUUCAACCCAUUCAGAGGCCCACCCAUUACUGAGGUCUACGUCACUGAUGUUCUGAACCGGGUUUUGACUUGUGUUACCACUGCAAAGCAGGUCCAGUUCUCUGAGAUGGUUCUCACUGCUGGGAAUGAGUGUGUUGGUGUGUUGCUGGCUAGUGUUGAGCCCUGCGGUCAGCUGAUGGAGGCUGUCUUAGCCUAUGGCCUGGAUCAACUGGACUGCUGCCGGGCCUGUGGUUCUGACUACAAUGUUGCAGUGCUUAGCCUUCUUACUCUGAUUGUUGACCAGAUCAACACGAAGCUGCCUGUGACCUUUGUUGAGAAACUGUUGGCACCAGACUCUCAGCUGUUGAAGCUGCGUUUUCAUCGAGAGAAAGAGGUGAUGUCAGCUGUUCAUGGUGUGUACCAAGCACUACUUAGUUUGAAAAACAUACCAACACUGGAGGCCGCUUACAAAAUGGUGCUGGGUGAGAUGACGUGUGCCUUGUCAAGCCUGAUGGCAACCCUGAAACCCACUGGUAGGGCCCUGGAACCUGACGGCCUACCCAGAAGCAUUGAGCACCCUGCUUUUGCCCCUCUCACCCUUUCCCCAGAGAUUGCCCAGUUCAUCCUUAUCUUCAACCUCAGCACCCUUACCACCAUUGGAAACACAAAGAACUCUCUAAUUGGGGUAAUAUUGAAGAAGAUGCAAAAAGAUGAAGAUAGUAGCAAGAUGUGGGCAUUGUCUCCUACAGUCUUUUCUCUGCUCAGUCAAACUCUGAUGCUGGUCCACUCCGAGAUAGCAGUCCACUACCCUGCCAUCCAGUAUGCUGUCCUCUUCACCCUGUAUUCCCAUUGUACCAGACAUGAUCACUUCAUCUCAUCCAGCUUGUCGUCGUCUCCCUCCUUGUUUGAUGGGGCUGUCAUCAGCACUGUGACCACAGCAACAAAGAAACACUUCAGUACACUCCUAAGCCUUCUGGGAGGUCUUCUGGUGAAGGAGCACUUGUACCAGGAGGCCAGGAGGCUUCUGCUGACUUGGGCUCAGGAAAUCUCAGUUCUGAUGAAGAAGUCAGACACCUAUGGCCCUCUCUUCUCCUUGCCCUCUUUCCACAAGUUCUGUAGAGGCCUGUUGGCUAAUGCUUUGAAUGAAGAUCAAAGUGUCUGCCUUCAGACAUGCCACAGCUUACAGGUCCUCUCUUCAUCACUGUCCACCGAGCUGCAGCAGAGAUGUGUGGAUGUGUGCAGAGUCCAGUUGGUCCACUCAGCUGUUAAGGUGAGGCAGGCCUAUGGCAAGCUGCUCAGGACAAUCCCUCUUGAUGUGGCUUUGAGUAAUCACAGCCACCCUAAGAUGAGGGAGAUCUCAGUGGCCAUCCGUAACCAUAUGAGUCGAGGACCAAGCAGCACAUUUCAUCCACAGGAUUUCAGCGACCUCAUCAGCUUUAUCUUAUAUGGAGUUCUGCACCGAGGAGGCAAGGAUCCAUGGCUGGAGCGUCUUUACUAUAGCUGCCAGCGGCUGGAGAAACGGAAUGGCCGUGGAGGUGUUGAUGGCAGCAGGCUAGAUGUAGUACCACAUGCCCUGUUAAAAACUGAGACGGUGCUAUGGCAGUGGGCAGUGUGGGAGGCUGCACAGUUCACUGUUAUGUCCAAACUCAGAACACCAUUGGGCAGAGCGCAGGACACCUUCCAGACAAUUGAAGGUAUGAUCCGAAGCCUAGCUGCACACAGUCUGAACCCAGAACAGGAUGUUGGAGCUUGGACUGGUGCUGGAGGUGAUGGGGAUGGCCACCACUCCAAUCAGCUUCGUCUCACUCUGCUUCUUCAGUACCUGGAGAACCUGGAGAAACUCAUGUACAAUGCAUAUGAGGGCUGUGCAAAUGCUCUCACUGCACCUCCAAAGGGCAUCAGGACAUUCUUCUUUACAAACAGGCAAACAUGUCAAGACUGGCUGACAAGGAUCCGCCUGGCACUGAUGAGGGUUGGUCUCCUCUCUGGCCAACCUGCAGUAACUAUUCGUCAUGGCUUUGACCUGCUGUCAGAGAUUAAAAAUAGCAGCACCCAGGGACCAGAGCUCGAGGUCCCUUUGACAUUGCUGGCAGAGGCUUUGUGUGAACUGCGCUGUCCAGAAGCAAUCCAGGGUCUGUCAUCCUGGAGUCUCCUUUCUUCUGGCAGGAGUCUAAGUUGGCUGUCAUCAGUUGCAUUGCAAGCUGAAGGACGGUUUGAGAAGGCAUCUCUGGAGUAUCAAGACCAGCUGUCUGCAGUAACUGGGAUGGACUGUAGUAUCAAAAGCUCGGAAUACUUUCUACACCAAUUCUCCAGCAACACAAGUAGUCCCAAACACACCAGCAAUGGUGAUGUCAAGAAGACAGUGCUGCUGAAAUCCAGUGAGUGUCCUCCUGAGGUGAUCAACUUCCUAGCGAACAAGGCUUGCCAGUGUUACGUGGCACUUUGUGAUUGGGCAUCUGUUAAGGAGUGGCAGGCCACCAUCCAAGCUAUCAAACAGAACUCCACCAAUCCAGUCAGCAUCAACCUAAGGACAGAUAUCAACUACAUCCAAGCUCUGAGCUGCUUUGAAGAUGGAAAUCUGACUGAGUGUGGGGUUCAGCUGGAGCUGCUACCUGGUGAGGACUACAGCUCCCUAUCCAACAACAAGGACAAGCUGGAUCUUAAGAAGCUUCUUCCCUUCAUAAGUCCAGAUCCAACUGAGCUGCAGAGAGCUGUUGAGGUGCAACUCCUUCGCAGUGCUGUAAGUGCUAUGGAGAGAGCCAGUGAACAGCAACAACCAAAGACCACUUCCAGUCCAGAUAUAUUGGUGCGCUGCCUAAAACAGACAGGGCGUAUCUGUAUGGGUCCUCUUCGUCUGUGCACCCUCACGCUCUCUGAUUCCCUGCCCAGCCUCUCUACCUUGCAGCUUCACUGCACUGCCACCCUUGAGAACACACUCAGUGGACAGGAAGACUGUAUGAUUCCUCUGUCCAGUGAAGCUCUGAGCUCGUGUAAGCAACAGGAUGUCCAGCCUUUCCUUCAAGCUAUUAGAUACACCAUGUUCCAGAGGCAACUUCUCACUAAAGUCAAAGGUUACUCUUCUGCCAUUGAUGGCCACCUAAUAGAGCUUUGUCUGACUGCUGUCAAAUUUGCCCGGAAAAAAGGGAACAUUGCUCUGGCAUCACGCCUACUUGGCCAGUGCAGUGAUGGGACACAAGAAAAGGAACAGCAGGAUGGAUUGAGCCAGGCAUUUAGACAUCUCACCCUGGAGGGCACUGUGGGAGAGAAAUGGGGACCAGAGCUGCAGAUAGAAAAAGCCAAAGUCCUAAGAACUGCAGGUCAGUCCAUGAUAGCCAUGGAGAUGCUGAGCAGAGCUGCCCUGUCGUACAGCCAUUUGGGGAAGAAUGAAAGUGCAGCAUGCCGCUCACUGCUGACACUCUGCAAAUGGUUUCUGGCUGACUGGAAGGACUUGACCCCUCAACUUAAGCAGGCAGGCUCCCUUGUGUUAAAGAAGACAGGAGCAGUGAACGUGUUGAAUACAGUGGGUAGCAUGUCGCCUCUGGCCCAGAUCAUAUCUGCUCUGCUGGAGCUUCCUCUUGAGAUCCAGGGUAUUCCCCAAAUCAUUGCUGAAAUAUCAGUGAAUGUGGGAGUUGGAGAACCAGACUUUGUGUUGGGCCAACUCUAUCAGCUCUCAGUCAGCUUGGCCCCAGAGAUGGCUAAGGCCUGGGCAGCCCUGGCCAGUUGGGCUUACCGCUGGGGCAGGAAGGUGGUGGAUAAUGCUAGCCAAGGGGAAGGAUUACCUCUUCUUGUUGGGGAGAAGAAAGAGAUAGAGGAGCUGCUUCCAGCAACAACCAGUGAAAAAGACAAAGACACAAUCUUUAGCAUUCUCGGACAGGCAAUGUGUCGACCUACUGGGAUACAGGAUGAAGACAUGGCUCUACAGCAGGAAGAUGAUGAAGAUGACAUGGUAGACUUGAUCUGGCGUCACCUGACUGGCUCAUGCCCCUGGCUGGGGGAAGCAGGCCAGCCUGUCAUGGAUGGUCUUAUACGAGUCUGGAGACGUGUGAUUGACCGCAUAUUUGGCCUUUACCAGGUGUCCUGCCAAGCCUAUUUCACCUUCCUCAAGCUCAACGCUGGACAGGUCGCUAUAGAUGAGGAUGACCCCAAACUCUUGCUUUCAUAUAACAAUAGCAAACAGAGCAAUGAUGAUGUGAUUGUCAUGGCAACCCUACGUCUUCUCCGUCUGUUGGUGAAGCAUGCUGGUGAACUAAGGGAAAGCCUUGAGCUGGGCCUGGCCUCCACCCCAACAGCACCCUGGAGGGGUAUCAUCCCCCAGCUUUUUUCUCGUCUCAACCACCCAGAGGCAUACAUUCGACAGAGUAUAUGUAGCUUGCUUUGUCGAGUGGCUCAGGACUCCCCACAUCUCAUUCUCUACCCCGCAAUUGUGGGCUCACUCUCCCUUGGAGGAGAGGCUCAGAAUGCAGGGAAUAAAUUGCCUUCAGCUUUGCCUACCUUCUUGGGCAGCAUGCAGGGAGAGGGUUUGGACGGGGAAGGAGAGGAGCAGCUUGAAAACUGUGGACAAGGAGGCGCUUCAGAAGAGUUGGCUUCCUUCUGCUCCAGUCAGGACCAAGCCAUGAUGCAGGACUGCUACAGCAAGAUUGUGGAAAAACUGUCCUUUGCAAACCCUACGAUGGUGCUUCAGGUCCAGCAGCUAGUUGGUGAGCUGCGCAGAGUGACCUUACUGUGGGAUGAACUGUGGCUUGGUGUCUUACAACAGCAACACAUGCAUGUCCUGCGUAGAAUCCAACAGCUGGAGGAUGAAGUCAAAAGGGUGCAGAACAACAAUACUCUCCGCCGAGAUGAAAAGAUUGCCAUUAUGCGUGAGAAGCACUCUGCACUGAUGCGUCCUGUGGUUUUUGCCUUGGAUCACGUCUGCAGAAUUACAGCAGCUCCAGCAGAGACACCACAUGAAACAUGGUUCCAACAAAGCUAUGGUGAUGCCAUUACAUCUGCCCUAGAGCGACUGAGAAACCCCUCAAACCCUGCCAGCCCUGCUAGCAGCUGGCUUCCCUUCAAGCAGAUCAUGAUAAGCCUGCAGCAGCGGGCUCAGAAGCGAGCCAGCUAUCUGCUUCAUCUGGAUGAAAUAAGUCCUCGCCUAGUUUCAAUGACUUCAACAGAGAUGGCCCUGCCAGGCGAGGUGUCAGCAUCAGAUGCUGUCACCAUACAGAGUGUAGGCAACACCAUUACCAUCCUGCCAACCAAGACUAAGCCAAAGAAGCUCUUCUUUCUGGGCUCAGAUGGACACAACUACCCAUACCUUUUUAAAGGUCUUGAGGAUUUGCAUUUGGAUGAGCGCAUCAUGCAGUUUUUGUCCAUUGUGAACACCAUGUUUACCAAGAUCAACCAGCAGGAGCAGCCACGCUUCCACGCUCGCCACUACUCUGUCACCCCCCUUGGAACUCGAUCAGGACUAAUCCAGUGGGUGGAUGGAGCCACACCUCUCUUUGGCCUCUACAAGCGCUGGCAGCAGAGGGAGGCUGUGCUGCAGGCUCAGAAGGCCCAAGACUCAUUCCAACAGCAGUCAGUGCCUCCAGUGCCCCGCCCCAGUGAACUCUACUAUAGUCGUAUUGGGCCUGCUCUGAAAGCAGUGGGGCUUAGUCUAGAUGUGACACGACGAGACUGGCCACUUAGCGUCAUGAAGGAGGUGCUCAGAGAAUUAAUGGAAGCUACUCCUUCCAACUUGCUGGCCAAGGAGCUAUGGUGUUCCUGCACCACACCCAGUGAGUGGUGGGGGGUGACUCAGUCCUACGCAAGAUCCACUGCUGUCAUGUCGAUGGUGGGAUAUAUCAUUGGCCUUGGUGACCGUCACCUAGACAACGUGUUGAUUGAUAUGACCUCUGGAGAAGUGGUGCACAUUGACUACAAUGUGUGCUUUGAAAAAGGAAAAAGCCUGCGGGUGCCAGAGAAGGUCCCAUUCAGGAUGACUCAUAACAUUGAGACUGCACUAGGAGUCACUGGGGUGGAAGGCAUCUUUAGACUGUCCUGUGAACAGGUGGUUCAAAUGAUGCGCAGGGGCAGGGAGACCUUACUUACCCUGCUUGAGGCCUUCGUCUAUGAUCCUUUGGUAGACUGGACUGCUGGGGGUGAGGUGGGCUUUGCUGGUGCAGUGUAUGGAGGAGGAGGCCAACAGACUGACAGCAAGCAGAGCAAGAGGGAAAUGGAGAGAGAGAUCACACGCUCUCUCUUUUCUUCCAGGGUGGCUGAGAUCAAGGUAAACUGGUUUAAGAAUCGUGAUGAUAUGCUGACAGUGCUGCCACAAUUGGAGGAGGCUGUUGAGGAGUACUUGGUCCUGCAGGAGCUGCUCUGCCAGGGAGAGAAACUACAAACCAAGCUACAGGAAGAGAUGCAUUUUUUGGAGGGGGCAGAGAAUCAUCCUGACCAUUUAAUCCUUACCCUAGAGCAAAGGUACUCUGAAUACACCCAGCUACAGUCACGGCAACUGUCUAUGCAGGAGGCCAUUGAGAGUAAGGUGGCUGACCUAGACCAGUGGAUCUCCCAGUACCAGGCAGCAUUCUCCAACCUGGAGGCCACCCAGCUGGCCAGCCUUCUGCAAGACAUCAGCAGCUCCAUAGAUCUGGGGCCUCCUAGCUAUGUACCAGCUACAGCGUUCUUGCAGAAUGCAGGCCAGGCCCAUCUGAUAAGCCAAUGCGAGAGCUUGGAAGCAGAGAUGAGCUCCUUGCUGCAGCAGCGCCGCGGAUCCCUGCGUAGUUGUCUGGAGCAGCUGCACAGCUAUGCUACAGUGGCUUUGCUGUACCCAAGGUCUACCCUGCUGCUCCAUCGCACCCACCAGUGGAAAGUUUGGAUGGAGGAACUCCUUAGAGAUAUGACGAUGGAACACUGUCAACAAAUUUACAGACAAUAUGAGGUGCUCUUUGCUCCCCAGCCCCCUGUAGCCUUCUGCCAGUUCCUGUCGACUGUGGAGUUAACUUUGCAGCAUCAGCUGGCUGACACCAAUGAGUGUGUGAUACAACAGACAGAGCGACUCAAGGCUGAUGGCACAACUUUGGCCGCCUGCGAGGAGCAGCUACAUGAAAUUGAGCACUGUAUUACAGUGUUCCUUCGGGAAAAUGCAGAGUCUGGCUCACUCAGUAUGGCAUGCAUCAUCGCCUCUGCGCUCAUCACACUUUGCAGGCGAAACUUGGUAAUGGAGGGAGCAGCAGCUAGUGCUGGAGAGCAGCUGGUAGACCUGACAUCUCGGGAUGGCACAUGGUUCCUUGAGGAGCUCUGCAGUUUGAUUGGAAAUGUCAGUGCCUUAGCAACACUACUACAACGCUGCCCAGAUCUGGCCCAUGACCUGGAGCUGCCUGCUCCCUCAGCUACCACCCAGGCUGUGUACCUGGCCAGUGCUGUGUACACCUGCUUGCAGGAACUGAACACCAACUUCCGUCAAAUCAUCUACCCAGAGGCACUGCGCUCUAUGGUUAAAGCAGAGCCAACUCUGGAGUCUAUGUUGGCAGAGCUGGAGCAACUUGUGGAGCAAGGCUCUGAUGGUCUUGACCUCCAGGAUUUGGCUGACAGUCUGCUGGCUAGUGCAGGCCUGGAUCCUGAUAGUCACAACCACUACCUUCACAUAACUAGGAUGUUGCGUGCUCAGUACUCUGAACUGAUUCAGCCUCGCAGCAUGGAUGGACCAGAUCAGGAUACACCAAAGAUGUCUGCAGGUCAAAUGUUGUUGGUGGCCUUUGAUGGCAUGUUCACCCAGCUUGAAACUGCCUUUGCUCAGUUCACAGAGAAGCUUAAUUCUCUGGAGAUGCCAUCAACCUGGAGCAAAGUAGACGUUCUGAGUGAAGCCCGGGCCACACAGCUUCACAUCUUUGACUGCAUAAGUCAACGGCAGCUGAUGGAAGAUGUAUUCUUUCUUAAGAGACUGCAGACCAUCAGGGAUUUCUUCAGGCUUUGUUCUUCCUUUGCUCAGUCUCUUUCUGGUACCUGUCCACCAGCUGAAGACCUGUUACCUAUGAACGGACCAGUUGGUUUGGGGAAAGCACUUUACCGGCGUCCCAGUGCAGCAGGAACAGGUGUGACAGUGGCCAGUGAAGAGCAGAUGACCCGUCCUAUCAAGGUGUUCACAGCCGAGUUUGUUCAUCAAAUGCUCAUGGGUCUGCCCAGCCAAGCCCUUGGUCUGGCCCUCUGCAGCACCCUGUCUACCCUUAGCCUGGAUGUUGUUGCCCAGGUAGAGACAAAGGACUUUGGUGCUGAAAGCAAGGUUCCUCUGGAUGAACUUUGUAAAAAGGCAGUGGAGCAGAGCUUGGCAUCUGGCAGAGUUUCCCAGUUGCUGCUUAACAGAGCCACAGUGCUUGUCUCCUCCUAUGACACCGCCUGGAAAAAGGUAGACCUACUCAGAAGGCUGGAGGCCAACCUUGAGGCUGUCAAGGCCAGCCUACAGAGGAGCCAACUGCACAUUGCCAUGUUUCAGUGGUUGCAUGAGGAUGUUCUGGGCCCCAGUAGUCAGCCUCUAAGUGUUAGCAUUCCUCCUCGGUCUGUCAUUCUUGGCAACAUGAAAAAAAAGAUGUACAAGCUGAGUCAGGAUGAGGGAGCCAUAGUUGCCAUUCAGGAGAAGCUGGCUUCACUUGAGGCCAGCAUUGAGCAGCGUCUUAAGUGGGCUGGAGGAGCCAACCCAGCACUCGCCCCGGUCCUGCAGGAUUUUGAGAUGACUAUUAGGGAUAGGCGAGCCAUGGUUGCCAGAGAAAACCAACGCACAAGCCAGGUAACCUUCUUGUGCUCCACCAUCCUGAACUUUGAAAGCCUUCGGACACGUUCCCCUGAGGCACUUAACAUGGAUGCAUCACUGUUUGAACUGCUGAAACGCUGCCAACAGACCUGUUCCUAUGCUGCCCAAUUUAAUACCACAGUGUCUCCACUGGAGCUCCAGCUACUUCACAGACUGAGCCCAGUCCUGGACCUGCCAAUAGGAAGUCCCGAUUGGCUGUCCUGUGCCCAGAGGAGGCUGGAGGAGGAGUUGAGUGUUGAGCAAAGGACUCAGGAGGAGCGGGAGCAGCAGCUGGAGUCUUGCGGAGAGACAUUACAGCUACUAGUAGACUCAGUGAAGACUAUUCUUUCCAACCACAAUCGACAGUUGGCGGAUGUCAAACACCUGCUGAAAGCAAUGGCUAAGGAUGAAGAGUUGGCAUUGGCAGAUGGUGAAGAGGUGGCAUAUGAGGGCAGCAUGCGUCACUUCCUAAUGGAGUACAAAGCAUGGCAAGACAACAUCCAGCUAGCGUUAUUUACCCUGGUCCAAGCUAGUGGGCAGCCUCGGAACCAUGAGCAGCUUGAACUUCUGGAGGAGAUCCCUACUACCCUCAAGGAACUGCAGUCCCAAAGCCAGAGUGUCUACAACGGCCUGGUAGGCUUUGCUUCUCCAUUGGUGACAGACAGAGACAGUGAAUGCGCCAGUCCCCUGUCCACAGCACAAACGAGCUUUGCAGCAGCAGUAAGAUGCAGUGGGGUAAAAACCCAGCCCGACUCAAUGUCCCAAAAUGCACGCAAGACUCUGCAGCGUAACCUGGGAACACCAAAUGAUACCCCUCCGAACACUCUGGUGAUGAACAGCAAGCCCCUAAACCCCAGCCCAAAGAGGGCUGUACGAGACCCUAAAACAGGACGAGCUGUCCAGGAGAGGAACUCGUAUGCUGUUAGUGUGUGGAAGAGAGUGAAAGCCAAGCUGGAGGGAAGAGACAUUGACCCCAACAGGAGAAUGAGCGUUACAGAGCAGGUGGACUUUGUCAUCAAAGAGGCCACAAACAUGGACAACUUGGCCCAGUUAUAUGAAGGCUGGACUGCCUGGGUGUGAAUGCUAUGCUGGUUCAUGUCUAUGAUCCAAAGAAGGCUUGGAGAUCCACCAGAGGUCCAGUGGGUCUAGGGUGUCGCAACAGCAGCACCAGGUUACACUGGGGGAAGGAAAUGGAAAGCGGGUGCUUAGUCCACCCUGGCCAUCUCCUGGGGCAAGGACCUUGUGGUACCGCUGUAACCACACUCCCCCAACCACCAGCGAUUGGGCUAACACAUCGCGUUGUGGGCCCGCUGCCACGCAUUCCUUUAUGGGGUUUGACAAGGCAACGCAGUGCUGAGUGUGGGAAGGGGGUAAUGGGGGUUAAUGCCUCCUAGCCCUCAAUUCGGAAAUACUUUCUCCCUUCAUCUGCAUAGCUCUAUUUUAUCCAUGAACCCCACUUCGUCCUAUGAGGAAAUCUAACUCCACCAGAGGGAAGAUAGGCUCGAAGAGAGCAGUUCCCCUCUGAAGCAUAAAGCAUGUAUGUAGGCUUGUGGGUGGGACUUCAGUGGGACCAAAACUCAGAUGGAUGAUACAUUUGCAAGGCCACAUUUGUUUUCCUCUGAUCCUUCUCAGUGGUCUUAUGACUGAUGGACCUGUAGGUCACUCAGUUGGCAAGAAUAAUGAGAAUGAAGGAUUAACAGUAUCCUUUAGGCUACAUCUGCAUCCUACUGAAACCUUAGAAAUACAUUGAAAACAGUAGUCAAACUGUAAUUUGAUUGUUAUGCCUUACAUUUAAGACUGACAUCAGAUUUUAUGUCAGAUUUCCCAUAAUUGUGCUUUUGUGGGGAAAAAAACACAUCCUGUCAUAUAAAAUACUUUUGUAUUCCUCAUUUUGAGUGUAGAACAGACAAAAGUGAACUCAAUUUAAAGAUCACCUGUCUGCUUCUUUCUCUUCCACGUGUCUUGAGUCUAUGUUGUGAUUUGUUAGUUAUUUGUUGGAUACAGCUGUAGGAGUAGAUUUCUGCCUUUUUUGCCUUGCCUGACCGAUGUUGCUUGACUCAUAUGUAUUCACUCCACAGCCCCAGUUGUUGCAUUUUAUUAUUCUUGACCUUCAAAUUUUACAUUUUUAGUGGGAGAGAUUCAUUUUGGUGUUGGUGCAAAAUGCUACUUCUUAAUACUUUUAUUGAGCUUUGUUGUAUGCCAAAUAAAACAUGAAAAUUAAAA